AUGCGCAUACGCCCACUCAUUCGACCUCUGCAGUUCCGUUUCGGCCCAGUGGCUGGGUGCAUACCGGGGACGGUAUCGCGUGCUAAUCUUUCUACCACUAUCGACCCCGCUUUGGCACAGUCGACGAUCAACCAAGAUGAGAUUGCACAUUUCUCAAAACUUUCUGCGCUCUGGUGGGACGAGCGGGGGGAGUUCCAGAUGUUGCACCGGAUGAAUCCCGUGAGAAUGAAAUUCAUCAGGGAGAAGAUGAUGGCACUAGAAGAUGACCUUGACGCGCUCGUAACCGAGGCGGAAGUGCUUCAAGGACGGGCUGUUUUGGAUGUCGGAUGUGGUGGUGGACUUCUCAGCGAGAGCCUCGCUCGAAUGGGAGCGAAGACGCUAGGGAUAGACGCGUCGUCCUCGAACAUCUCGAUCGCGUCUCUCCAUGCCUCUGCGGACCCGUUUCUCGACUCUUCCUCAAGCAAGCAGGGCAAGCGAAAAGGCUCGCUCACAUACAAACACACCUCCGUGGAGGACCUCCUCGCUGAAUAUGGACCGGCAUCAUUCGACGUCGUCUGCUCGAUGGAGGUCCUCGAGCACGUCGACAACCCGCGUGGUUUCCUGCACAGCUGUGCACAGCUAGUUAAGCCCAGCGGCCAUCUCUUCCUCUCGACGAUUGCGCGCACGCCGCUCGCGUACCUCAUCACGAUCUUCGCCGCCGAGGACGUCAUGCAGCGGGUCUCAAAAGGCACGCAUACAUACUCGAAGUACGUCAACCCGGGCGAGCUGGAGGGCUUCUUCAGGACGUACCGCUCGCCCGCGCCGUCCGGCGCGCCGGGCAGGCCGUGGAUCGCAUCCCCGAGAAGGCCGGCGAGGACGGAGGCAGAGACGAGAGGGAUGGUGUACGUGCCAUGGAAUGGAGAGUGGGUACUUGCGCCUCGGGAAACGACGUGGGCGGAGGGUUGCAAUUAUUUGUUCUGGGUGAGAAGACCGCUGGAGUAA
Messenger RNA from Phanerochaete carnosa HHB-10118-sp, 981 nucleotides. RefSeq lists its product as uncharacterized. The record is from RefSeq and is a predicted model, not a curated record. Gene Ontology annotation, molecular function: 2-methoxy-6-polyprenyl-1,4-benzoquinol methyltransferase activity. Bases 1 to 981 code for a protein of 326 amino acids. Gene Ontology annotation, biological process: ubiquinone biosynthetic process. NCBI's taxonomy places the organism in Eukaryota, Fungi, Basidiomycota, Agaricomycetes, Polyporales, Phanerochaetaceae. The transcript has 4 exons.